Messenger RNA from Cuscuta campestris, 1729 nucleotides. The record is from the annotation of a GenBank genome assembly. NCBI's taxonomy places the organism in Eukaryota, Viridiplantae, Streptophyta, Magnoliopsida, Solanales, Convolvulaceae.
CUUGAAUGUGCCUAUAUUUGGGUUUGACCUAAAACAAUGGUUUGGGUGAUGUGUUAAUGUUCUAAUUUCGAUUUGUUUCAAGUCUUCUAUUUUUUUUUCCUUUUCUUGUCUGAAGAAGGCAGCCUUAUAUUUAAUCACAGAUAAUAUUGAGAAUCAAACCACUCUCCACAGCUCAGGGGGGAUAACAAGCUUGUGCCAACUGCCAACAGAUGCGCAUCUUCGUUAGCAGAGCAUGAGACAUAUGACAUAUCAAUCUCUUUGCCACAACUAGCAAUGAGAUGAAGUCAAGCGCAAAAAGCAUUCACCACAUUCUUACAAUCUUAUUUCGACAUCACCUGUUUUAAGAAUUCUUGAUAGAUAAAAAUUUGAUAUAACAGAAAAUAUAACGACUCUGGGUUCUUUAGAGAAACCUAGGCUUUGACUUAAGAAACAUUUGGCUUUGGAGCACUCACAUUCUAAAUGAUUAUGCAAGUCUUACCUCGAUUUAAAAUACAAAGGACUCUUUUUGUUAUAACUUUGAUGGAUUGUGCAUUUAUUAUUCAAAACAAAAUUGAAAAUAAGGAGUAAAAAUUUGGCCAGUAAUGAGGAGCUAAAAAUGGGGUUGAGUCGGUUGACAAACAUGCAGAGUAUAAUGUCUCUCUGACUCUCCGUAGCUUGAAGUUCUGUAUUGGAUUUUGGCAGGGAUUGUUACGAGGCAGCCGCUGGUGAUGCAGUUGCAGAAGACCAAAGAUGGGCUGGAGGAGUAUGCGGAGUUCGCUCAUUUGCCAAGAAGACAGUUCACUGAUUUCGCUUUGGUCCAUAAGGAGAUUGAGGAUGAAACAGAUAGACUUACGGGGGAAACAAAACAGAUUUCUGCCAUUCCCAUUCACCUCAGCAUCUAUUCACCCAAUGUGGUAAUAAACUUAACACUCAUUGAUUUGCCCGGUUUGACAAGGGUUGCUGUUGAAGGACAGCCAGAAAGUAUAGUCCAAGAAAUUGAAAACAUGGUCCGAACCUAUGUCCAGAAGCUUUAUGCAGCACUUGUGAUGGAGUAUGAAACUAUGAGGAGAGUGCAUAAGACCUCGGCAAAAUCAGCAGCUAUCUCAAAACCUUCAGGGAGGUUAUUACAUUUGUCCAUAUAUUUUUGAGUAGAUAAAAAAUCUCUUGACUACUUUUGUGCUUUCAUUUCAUCACCAUCUUCACCAUACUUGUUGAAUUCCAGAACAGCCUGGUCUUCCUGUUCACAAGUUCCCAGGUUUGGACUAGAAGCAUAGGCAGCAUCCUCCCUAUCACCAGACUAAUAUGCCUUAACACGAAUUUCCGGCUAUAUGUUUCGAAGAAGCCACAGAUCCAUAUCUUCUUCCUACUGCUGAUCUUGAGUAGAGAAACAUAUUUUUCUAAAGAAUUGUCGUCGGUGUUGCUGGAACUAGCAGCUUUCUGUAGACAGCCAUCUUGAGUUUGAUAGGCUAAUUCUGAAAAGGCAUUACCCAACACUUCUUUGUCAUUUUGGCUAAAGGUUUCAGACCACUGUACUUUUGUCCUCUUCGCUCUUUGUAUCAUGAGAUUCGGAGGAGCCCUGUUUUUGGGCAGCAUCCCUAGCUUUGGAAUCAAUGUCAUCAAGAGUGCAAUUUUCCCUGUAAGGCAUUGUAUUUGUGUCAUCUGAGAAGAAACAGACACGCCGGGUUGGAUGGUGUGUUUGGGAACGGCUCAAGCUUUUAGCGUUUAGCUUCUUGCUGAGAAAGGCUAAUAC